Messenger RNA from Ruditapes philippinarum (Manila clam), 1700 nucleotides. Its product is annotated as chitinase-3-like protein 1. Lineage: Eukaryota; Metazoa; Mollusca; Bivalvia; Venerida; Veneridae. The coding region runs from base 76 to 1575 and encodes 499 amino acids. The record is from RefSeq and is a predicted model, not a curated record. Gene Ontology annotation, biological process: chitin catabolic process; carbohydrate metabolic process. Gene Ontology annotation, cellular component: extracellular region. Gene Ontology annotation, molecular function: chitinase activity; chitin binding. The transcript has 9 exons.
UACAGUCAGUUGCGGAUAUAUUUCUUCUUGAUAUAGUAGUUUGAUAUAAUAUUAUUAUAUAUAAGUAUAUUAAACAUGGCUAACUCACAUCAGAGUUGGAUAAUUCAUAUCUUUUCUAUGGCUAUAUUUUUAGCAAGUGUGCAUCUAGGAUGUGAAGGUGAUAGCAGUUCCGAGUAUAAGCGGGUAUGCUAUUACACAAACUGGUCUCAGUACCGUCCUGGACAGGGUAAAUACACGCCAGAAAACAUCGAUGCCAAGCUAUGUACGCAUAUCAUCUAUGCUUUUGCCAAAGUCGUCAACAGUGAAUUGAAAACAGUUGAAUGGAACGAUAAACAAAUGUUUCAGAAACUACAGCAACUAAAAGUUUCUAACCCGCGUCUCAAAACACUUAUUGCUGUUGGUGGAUGGAACGCUGCAAGUACCGAGUUCACAAGGAUGGUAUCGAAAAGACAAAACCGACAGAAAUUUAUUGAAUCAUCCGUUUCUUUUCUACAAACAUUUGGUUUUAACGGCCUUGACCUUGACUGGGAGUAUCCAACGAAACGUGGCGGAAAACCAGAUGAUAAGAAGAACUUCGCCCGUUUAGUUAAAGAAAUGAAGGGGAAAUUUAAUAUGAAUGGAUAUUUACUGACAGCGGCAGUACCAGCGGGUAAAAAGAACAUUGAUGAUGGAUAUAAAGUUAAAUCACUUGCAAAGAAUCUAGACUUUAUAAAUUUAAUGUCUUAUGAUCUUCAUGGAUCCUGGGAGAAAACAACGGGAGAGAAUUCCCCUCUGUAUCCUAGGAAGAAAGAGUCAGGUGAAAGUCGACAAUUAAACAUGAAUUGGGCAGCGCAAUACUGGACGAGAAAAGGAGUUCCUAAAAACAAACUUAUUAUUGGCAUGGCAACGUACGGACGCUCCUUUACACUUACAAACCCCGCACAGAAUACAAUUGGAGCCCCAACUAGAGGAGCAGGUCAAGCGGGGAAGUUCACCAGAUCCGCUGGUUUCCUUUCAUAUUACGAGAUUUGCCAGAUGCAGGAAACUGGACAUGGUCAAGAGUAUUGGGACGAUGAACAAAAAGUACCUUACUUCGUCGACGGAUCGCUUUGGGUUGGGUAUGACAAUGUGAGGAGUAUCACGGAAAAGGUCAAGUGGUUAAAGGACCAGGGUUUCGGUGGUGCUAUGAUAUGGUCAUUGGACCUUGAUGACUUCAAAAAUACGUGCAGGUCUUCGGGGCGGCCAUAUCCGCUUCUCGGUGUGAUAUAUGACCUUUUAACAUCCGGUAAGGUUAAAACCACAACACCUUCAAGCAAAGGAACAACAUCACAAAAUCGAACAACAUCACAUACGACUCGCCCAAAAACAUCAACAACUUUGCCAACAAGGUCAACGACACAUCAUGGGAAAGAGUUUCGAUGUACUUCAAGAACAGACGGAUUCUACCCUGACCCAGUGUCUUGUCGUCAUUUCUACAGAUGUGUCGACCAUUUUGCUUUUCAUUACAUAUGUCCAAGUAACUUGUACUUCAAUCCCAAACUGCAACUCUGUGACUGGCCAGACAACGUGGACUGUAAAAACGACAAGGACUUUUGAAAUUGAAUAUCUAACUGGAGACACAUUCCGUUUCUGCUUUUAUUGUUUAUAAAUAUUUAAACUGAAAUAUAAUUAUGUUCCUUUUUUUGUAUAGAAACUUCACAGAUUAUAAGUCGUAUCUUUGA